AUGGAGGUGGCAUCCGAGAAAGACCCAGACCAUCCGAAACAGUCUGGUCAGUUUGAGAUCAGAGAAUACCUGUUCAGUGAACCACGUGGGCGAAACUUGAAAGGCAAUGAGGAUUUUAUUCGCGCAGACUCCGAGGUCGUUGAAUCCAUGGUUGUUACCAAUCAUCCCGAAUAUUCCCCGUUCGGAUCACCAGUAUCGAUUUCGGUUGCUUUGCCAUGA
Molecule: messenger RNA, 219 nt
Organism: Echinostoma caproni
Lineage: Eukaryota; Metazoa; Platyhelminthes; Trematoda; Plagiorchiida; Echinostomatidae
Source: the annotation of a GenBank genome assembly